Molecule: messenger RNA, 1052 nt
Organism: Ectocarpus sp. CCAP 1310/34
Lineage: Eukaryota; Phaeophyceae; Ectocarpales; Ectocarpaceae
Source: the annotation of a GenBank genome assembly
UGUUCGACGUUUCUAGAGGUAUGUCGUUUUCACACGCCAAGGGUAUUCUGCAUCGCAACCUGAAAUCGGCGAACGUCGUCAUUUUCUCCAAUGGCCGCCUGAAGCUGUGCGACUUCGGCUUGUCCAAGGUCAAGACCGACCUCUCAAGUGAGUCGAAACAAGGGGCUGUGGGGACCACCCAGAGGAUGUCUCAGGAGAUGGACGAGAGCGCAGCAAAUGAGCUCAUCGAUGUGUACAGUUUUGGCGUUCUGUGCUUCGAGGUGGUCACCCGCAUAGAACCAUUCAAGGAAAAGAAACGCGCACGUAAUCGGGGCGGUGCUCUACAGAGAAGAGCGUCCUCAAAUUCCAGAAGGGGCGUCUGCUUCGCCCGAUGUCGUGGCUCUGAUGGAGCAAUGCUGGAAGCAAAACCCCGCAGAUCGCCCCGCGGGGCUUAGGCCCGUGGUUCAGGCGCUGGCAGACAUGGUUCGACGCGUCGGAGACCCUCGCGUAGGUGGUCCAGCACCACGCACGGUCAACGGCGGUGUUGACGCGUCCUUAAGUUCGUCUGACCCCGCGUCCCAAGCGGCUGAAGUCGAUACCGGGCCCUCUCCUGACAAGAGCAAGGGAUCUGCUUCCGCCGAGUCCGGUAUCGGUAGAGAUGGGUUUACACUCGAGGGGGGACUACACGGCGCGCUGCAGAGGAUACAGUGGUUCCGGGCGCAGGGAAUAUGUACGCGCCCUUUGCGGACCUGCCGGUCGCGAGCAAGGGCCUUCCUCCGUCGAGUGGAGCUAGCAGUGGCCCAUUCAAGCAGCUCGGGAAAAUGUUGGCCGAAAAGCUCAGUACGAAGGACAAAAACGAGGAAGAGGGCCAACAUCAUAAGCCUCCCAUGGCUGGCGGUGGCACGAUGUCCGAUUCUGACGACCAGAAGGUCGCUACGGAUCUCCGCGAACGGGCGGACAGCUUAAGAUAACAGGGCCACCAAGCAGAAGCUGCGCCACUCUAUCCUCGUGCUGUAGAGAUUCAAGCGAAGAUCCUAGGGCGUGAUCAUCAAGAUGUUGCUACGACGCUCAAC